GAGCCAAGGACCCGGGGUCACGCGACCGUCGGGUGGGCGGAGCCAGCGGCCGGGGAGGUUCUAGGCUGUUCGGCGUCGCGGCAGCCGCCCCCUUGUCCGCGGUCACGUUGAGCCACCGCCCGGGCCUGGAGUCGGUCGUCCAGCCGCCGCCCGCCGCCCGCCCACCAUGGAUCCCCGCAAAGUGAACGAGCUGCGGGCCUUCGUGAACUUGUGCAAGCAGGAUCCGAACGUGCUGCACAUGGAGGAAAUGCGCUUCCUCAGGGAGUGGGUGGAGAGCAUGGGCGGUAAAGUGCCACCUGCAACUCAUAAAGCUAAAUCAGAGGAAAAUAUCAAGGAAGAAAAAGCAGAUGGUAAGAAGGCGGAGGAAAACAUCGAGGCGGACGAGCCGUCGAGUGAGGAGAGCGAUCUAGAAAUCGACAACGAAGGUGUGAUUGAGCCAGACACUGAUGCCCCUCAGGAAAUGGGAGAUGAAAAUGCAGAGAUAACCGAGGACAUGAUGGAUCAGGCAAAUGAGAAGAAGGGGGCUGCCAUCGAAGCCCUGAAUGAUGGGGAAUUGCAGAAAGCUAUUGAUCUGUUCACGGAUGCCAUCAAGCUGAAUCCUCGCUUGGCCAUCCUGUAUGCCAAGAGAGCAAGUGUCUUCGUCAAAUUACAGAAGCCAAAUGCUGCCAUCCGAGACUGUGACAGAGCCAUUGAAAUCAACCCUGACUCGGCCCAGCCUUACAAGUGGCGCGGGAAAGCACACAGACUUCUGGGCCAUUGGGAAGAAGCAGCCCAUGAUCUGGCCCUUGCCUGUAAACUGGAUUAUGACGAAGAUGCUAGUGCGAUGCUGAAAGAAGUUCAGCCAAGGGCCCAGAAAAUUGCAGAACAUCGGAGGAAGUAUGAGCGAAAACGUGAAGAGCGAGAGAUCAAAGAGAGAAUGGAAAGAGUUAAGAAGGCUCGAGAAGAGCACGAGCGAGCGCAGAGGGAGGAAGAAGCCAGACGACAAUCAGGAGCUCAGUAUGGCUCUUUUCCAGGUGGCUUUCCGGGGGGGAUGCCUGGUAACUUUCCUGGAGGAAUGCCUGGAAUGGCAGGGGGUAUGCCUGGAAUGGCAGGCAUGCCUGGACUCAAUGAAAUUCUUAGUGACCCUGAGGUUCUUGCAGCCAUGCAGGAUCCAGAAGUUAUGGUGGCUUUCCAAGAUGUGGCCCAGAACCCAGCAAAUAUGUCAAAAUAUCAGAACAACCCUAAGGUUAUGAAUCUCAUCAGUAAAUUGUCAGCCAAAUUUGGAGGUCAAGCAUAAUGCCCUUCCAACAAAGCCCUUCUGAAGGAUAAGCAGCCUAGUCACCUAAUGGAUGUCGCAAUAAUACAAACCAGUGUACCUCCGACCUCGUGGCUGAGAGAGCUGGGUGCUGAGACGACGGCCCCACCCCUCUGCACCAAAUGCAACAGAAAUGUUUGACAGUGAUUUGCCAUUAGGGCAUUCAUCCAGAUAAUGUUUUACUACUAGGAAUUAUAAACUUUAAGUUUUUUAAACCUUAUAAAUAUUUAAAACAAAUUGAAAGGGUGUUAAUUCCUCCAUUUUUAUUUGCUAAUCAUUUUGGGAUUUUUUCCUUUGACUUACCGGGCAAGGAAAAUACACAAGAACAAAAGAUUGAUUGCUCUAGUGUGAGUGGAAUAAAGAUUUAUUAGUUGGCAGCAUAUAUA
This is a messenger RNA of Ochotona princeps (American pika), 1680 nucleotides long. RefSeq names its product ST13 Hsp70 interacting protein (gene ST13). The transcript has 12 exons. Gene Ontology annotation, molecular function: Hsp70 protein binding; protein dimerization activity. The coding region runs from base 167 to 1276 and encodes 369 amino acids. The record is from RefSeq and is a predicted model, not a curated record. NCBI's taxonomy places the organism in Eukaryota, Metazoa, Chordata, Mammalia, Lagomorpha, Ochotonidae.